CCCCGAACUCUGCUGCCCCGGCCGCCAGCCACAGGCUCCUCUCUGGCAGCAGCGGCUGCGCGGCGACCCCCCUAUCCCUCCACCUCCACUCCUACCCCACCACCCGCAGCCUUCCUCGUCUCCCUUCUUCUCCCCUCCCCUCCCCUCCUCGCCUGGCCCGGCCCGGCCUGGCCCGGCCGUGGCCCUCCUCCGUGCCUGCGGUCAUGGCAGAGGCAUCCGGCGCGGGGGAAAUCUAGCCCGGGGAUUUCAUGCGGCCUAGCUUGAUUCCGUCUCCUCCCCCCGCGGCCCCGGCGGCCGCCCGCACCCCAGCCCCACUCCGGGCCUCCGUGUCUCUCCUGUGAUCGUACUGACACGGCCGGGGGGUUAGAAUGGAACAAACUGAAGGACCUAGAACAGGGUCUGGUACAUAGUUGGUGUUCAGUAAUGAACCAUGUCACAAACAAAACAAAACAAAAGGACUCUGUGAGGAAUAAGAUAUAUAUCUGGAAUAACAUGCCACUUGGAGUCUGGGAAUAGGCAAGGAUCCUUGUGAUUACACUGGGCCCACUUGGAUAAUCUAGGAUACUCUCUCCGUUUGCAAGAUCCUUAAUUACAUCUGCAAAGUCUCUUUUGCCACAUAAGGCCCGAUGAAAGAAAGGGAAAGUUAAGGAUGCUGGAGCAGAACAAUGGAUUUCUCUUUCUCUUUCAUGCAAGGGAUCAUGGGAAACACAAUUCAGCAACCACCUCAACUCAUUGACUCCGCCAACAUUCGUCAGGAGGAUGCCUUUGAUAACAACAGUGACAUUGUUGAAGAUGGUGGCCAUACACCAUACGAAGCUACCUUGCAACAAGGCUUUCAGUACCCACCUACAACAGAAGAUCUUCCUCCACUCACAAAUGGCUAUCCACCUUCAAUCAGCAUGUAUGAAACUCAAACCAAAUACCAGUCAUAUAACCAGUAUCCCAAUGGGUCAGCCAAUGGCUUUGGUGCAGUUAGAAACUUUAGCCCCACUGACUAUUACCAUUCAGAAAUUCCAAACACAAGACCACAUGAAAUUCUGGAAAAACCUUCUCCUCCACAGCUACCACCACCUCCUUCGGUACCACAAACUGUGAUUCCAAAGAAGACUGGCUCACCUGAAAUUAAACUAAAAAUAACCAAAACUAUCCAGAAUGGCAGGGAAUUGUUUGAGUCUUCCCUUUGUGGAGACCUUUUAAAUGAAGUACAGGCAAGUGAGCACACCAAGUCAAAGCAUGAAAGCAGAAAAGAAAAAAGGAAAAAAAGUAGCAAGCAUGACUCAUCUAGAUCUGAAGAGCGCAAGUCACACAAAAUCCCCAAAUUAGAACCAGAGGAACAAAGUAUACCAAAUGAGAGGGUUGACCCUGUUUCAGAAAAACCAAGAGAAGAUCCAGUACUAAAGGAGGAAACCCCAGUUCAGCCAGUAUCUUCUGUUCCAACAACAGAAGUGUCCGCUGGUGUUAAGUUCCAGGUUGGCGAUCUUGUUUGGUCUAAGGUGGGAACCUAUCCUUGGUGGCCUUGUAUGGUUUCAAGUGAUCCCCAGCUUGAGGUUCAUACCAAAAUUAACACAAGAGGUGCCCGGGAAUAUCACGUCCAGUUUUUUAGCAACCAGCCAGAGAGGGCAUGGGUUCAUGAAAAACGGGUACGAGAGUAUAAAGGUCAUAAACAGUAUGAAGAAUUACUGGCUGAGGCAACCAAACAAGCCAGUAAUCACUCUGAGAAACAAAAGAUUCGGAAACCUCGACCACAGAGAGAACGUGCUCAAUGGGAUAUUGGCAUUGCCCAUGCCGAGAAAGCGUUGAAAAUGACCCGAGAAGAAAGAAUAGAACAGUAUACUUUUAUCUAUAUUGAUAAACAGCCUGAAGAGGCUUUAUCCCAAGCAAAAAAGAACGUUGCCUCCAAAACUGAAGUUAAAAAAACCCGGAGACCAAGAUCAGUGCUGAAUACUCAGACAGAACAGACCAAUGCAGGUGAGGUGGCCUCCUCACUAUCAAGUACUGAAAAUCGGAGGCAUAGCCAAAGGCGGCACACGAGUGCUGAAGAGGAAGAACCACCUCCUGUUAAAAUCGCCUGGAAAACAGCAGCAGCAAGGAAAUCCUUACCAGCUUCCAUUACAAUGCACAAAGGGAGCCUGGAUUUGCAGAAGUGUAAUAUGUCUCCAGUUGUGAAAAUUGAACAAGUGUUUGCUCUUCAGAAUGCUACAGGAGAUGGGAAAUUUAUUGAUCAAUUUGUUUAUUCAACGAAGGGAAUUGGUAACAAAACAGAAAUAAGUGUGAGGGGACAAGACAGACUUAUAAUUUCUACACCAAACCAGAGAAAUGAAAAGGCAACUCAGAAUAUAUCAUCUCCUGAAGCAACAUCUGGUUCUGCAGGCGCAAUAGAAAAAAAGCAACAGAGAAGAUCAAUUAGAACUCGUUCCGAAUCAGAGAAAUCCACUGAGGUUGUGCCAAAGAAGAAGAUCAAAAAGGAGCAGGUUGAAACAGUUCCACAGGCUACAGUGAAGACUGGAUUACAGAAAGGUGCCAGCGAGAUUUCAGAUUCCUGUAAACCUCUAAAGAAAAGGAGUCGCGCCUCAACUGAUGUAGAAAUGACUAGUUCAGCAUACAGAGACACAUCUGACUCCGAUUCUAGAGGCCUGAGUGACCUGCAGGUAGGCUUUGGAAAGCAAGUAGAUAGCCCGUCAGCUACUGCAGAUGCAGACAUUUCCGAUGUGCAGUCUGUGGAUUCAAGUUUGUCAAGAAGAGGCUUUGGAAUGAGUAAGAAGGACACUGUAUGUCAGAUCUGUGAAAGCUCUGGUGACUCUCUGAUUCCUUGUGAGGGAGAGUGCUACAAACACUUUCACCUGGAGUGCUUGGGGUUGACAUCACUCCCUGAUGGAAAGUUCAUCUGCAUGGAAUGUAAAACUGGACAGCACCCAUGUUUUUCAUGUAAGGUGUCUGGUACAGAUGUUAAACGUUGUUCUGUUGGUGCUUGUGGGAAAUUUUAUCAUGAAGCCUGCAUCCGCAAAUUCCCCACUGCCAUCUUUGAAUCAAAAGGAUUCCGCUGUCCCCAGCACUGCUGCUCUGCCUGCUCUAUGGAGAAAGAUAUCCACAAAGCAAGUAAAGGUCGCAUGAUGAGAUGUUUGAGAUGUCCAGUAGCCUAUCACUCUGGGGAUGCUUGUAUUGCUGCCGGAAGCAUAUUUGUGUCUUCCUACGUUCUCAUCUGUAGUAAUCAUUCCAAACGGAGCAGUAAUUCGUCCUCUGCUGUUAAUGUAGGCUUUUGUUUCGUUUGUGCAAGAGGGCUGAUAGUUCAGGACCAUUCAGACCCCAUGUUCAGUUCAUAUGCCUAUAAGUCCCACUACCUACUGAAUGAAUCAAAUCGUGCAGAGUUGAUGAAAUUACCUAUGAUUCCUUCUUCGUCAGCUUCCAAAAAGAAAUGUGAGAAAGUUAUUAAGACUGUUUAUUUGUUUCAAGGUGGAAGAUUGCUCUGCUGUGAAUCGUGCCCAGCUUCCUUCCACCCGGAAUGCCUGAGCAUAGAAAUGCCAGAAGGCUGCUGGAAUUGUAAUGACUGUAAAGCUGGCAAGAAACUACAUUACAAGCAGAUUGUUUGGGUCAAAUUGGGAAAUUACAGAUGGUGGCCAGCAGAGAUCUGCAACCCCAGGUCUGUGCCACUGAACAUCCAAAGUCUUAAGCAUGACUUGGGGGACUUCCCUGUGUUCUUCUUUGGUUCUCAUGACUACUAUUGGGUACACCAGGGCAGAGUGUUCCCUUAUGUUGAAGGAGACAAAAGCUUUGCUGAGGGACAGACUAGUAUUAACAAGACCUUCAAAAAAGCACUGGAAGAAGCUGCAAAACGUUUCCAGGAAUUGAAAGCACAAAGAGAAAGUAAAGAAGCACUAGAGAUUGAAAAAAAUUCAAGAAAACCUCCUCCUUACAAACACAUCAAAGCUAACAAAGUAAUAGGAAAGGUGCAGAUCCAGGUUGCAGACCUGUCAGAGAUUCCCCGCUGUAACUGCAAGCCAGCUGAUGAAAACCCUUGCGGCCUAGAAUCAGAGUGCCUGAACAGAAUGUUGCAGUAUGAGUGUCACCCGCAGGUGUGCCCAGCUGGAGAUCGUUGCCAGAACCAGUGCUUUACAAAGAGGCUCUACCCUGAUGCAGAAAUCAUCAAAACGGAGCGAAGAGGCUGGGGCCUCAGGACCAAAAGGAGCAUUAAGAAGGGUGAAUUUGUAAAUGAAUAUGUUGGCGAAUUAAUUGAUGAAGAAGAAUGCAGAUUGCGAAUCAAGCGAGCCCACGAGAACAGUGUAACUAAUUUUUAUAUGUUAACUGUUACCAAGGACCGUAUAAUCGAUGCUGGCCCAAAAGGAAAUUAUUCUCGCUUUAUGAACCACAGUUGUAAUCCAAACUGUGAAACACAAAAGUGGACAGUGAAUGGAGAUGUUCGAGUUGGACUUUUUGCUCUUUGUGAUAUUCCUGCAGGGAUGGAGUUAACUUUUAAUUAUAACCUGGAUUGUCUGGGCAAUGGCAGAACAGAGUGCCACUGUGGGGCAGAUAACUGCAGUGGUUUUCUUGGAGUGCGGCCAAAGUCGGCAUGUGUGUCAGCAACCGAAGAAAAGGCAAAAAAUGCUAAGUUAAAGCAGAAGAGACGAAAAAUCAAAACAGAACCAAAGCAGAUGCACGAAGAUUACUGUUUUCAAUGUGGAGAUGGUGGAGAGCUGGUCAUGUGUGACAAAAAGGACUGUCCCAAAGCAUACCACCUCCUAUGCCUUAAUCUGACUCAGCCACCGUACGGAAAGUGGGAGUGCCCGUGGCAUCAGUGCAACGAGUGCAGCGGUGCAGCCGUUUCCUUCUGUGAGUUCUGUCCACGUUCCUUUUGUAAAGAUCAUGAAAAGGGGGCUCUGGUUCCCUCUGCGCUGGAAGGCCGUCUCUGCUGCUCCGAACAUGACCCCAUAUCUCCUGUGUCAUCAGAAUACUGGAGCAAGAUCAAAUGUAAAUUGGAAUCACAAGAUCAUGGAGAAGUAAAAGAAUAAAUGGGCAGUGAUUUCCUUUUUUUCCUAUUUAAAUGAAAAAAAAGGAAAAUCAAAAAGUAAAUAGAUAAUGCAUUGAUCAAAGGAGAGACUGCUGCAGUGCAUACAGCCUUUGCCAUCAGUACUGCCUUAUUAAAGUGAAAAUGGGGAACUUGUUCCUGCAAGGCAGUUGGUGGUAUCUGGUUUUUCUGUUUUGUUGGUUUGGGGGUUCUUUUGUGGAGGGUUCAAUUCCCUUGGUCUUUUUUUGCCUUUUAUUGUGCUUCAAUGCCUUUGCGGCUGGAAAAAGAGAUGUCUUCACUUUUAAAAUAAGAACAAAGAGAAAAGAAAGUUUUGUUAAUGAGAUGAAUUUAAAGUCUAAGAUGUGUUCCUUGGGUGUAAAAAGCAAAAGUAGCCAUCAUUCCUUUAUUUAUUUUCAUUUUUAAAAAUUUUGAGAAGUAUAGUUCAGAUAGUCUAAUCAGUGUGUAUGUGUGUAUUUUAAAUAGGAAUUGGAGAAAGCCCUCUAGAAAAGGGUAUGAGGAUCUUUAUAUACCUCUUUACUGAGCAGUAGGUAGGCUAACUUCUCUUUCUCUUCAAAAUGUCUUUUAUUGUCUUAGAGAAGGGUUCUAUGGGAGUAUCGAAUCUGGCCUCUUGAAAGCAAAAUGCCUCAGUGGAUUUUACCUCUGUGGUCUUAAACCAGGUGGGCUUUGUGAAAUAACUUUACCUAGAAAGUUACAUACUAUGGUUUUGGUUUUUUGUUUUGGAGAAAAAAAUGGAUAAACUUAACUGAGUUUGAAAUGUUUUCCGUUGACAGUGGGUAUUUUUGAUGAAGUGUGUUUAUGUGGAUAUGAAUGCACAGAAUGAUCAUUCUGUUUUGAUGCUGAUAAAGGCAGCCACAGGGAGAUGAAAGGCAUGGACCAAAAGUUGGACCAUAUAAGCACCAUUUUCUGUCCAAUUUAAUGUAGACCCUGGUCUUACUUGGAGAGAAUUUAUUAUGGGCAUUUUACUUUCUGUCUCUGCUUUCCUCUCCUAAUCAAACAUUCCCUUUGUCAACUGACUAUAAUCAUGUUAACUGGUGAAAACUACUCAGAUGAGUUUGAAUUGUAUUUGAAUAGUUCUUUUUUAUUUAGUUCCUAAUUUGGGGGGCAUCCCAAAGUUAUGUGUUAACAGUUUCUACUUAGAUAUCUAAUACUUAAAAUUGCCCCCAUUGAGGAAGGGGAAACACUUCCACAGGAUAUAUAAUAGCCACACAAACACACUUCAUCUUAGGAAUUACUUAGGGAAAGCUCCCAAGAAAGCAGUGUUAGCAAAAAUGGUUGUGAUGCUUGUAUCUCAUAGAUGCACGUAUAUCAAGAUAUCUGCCCACAACACUCACUUGCUUUUUAAUGCUUAGGAAUAUGUAUAUUCCAGUAUUCCUUGUAUGAAAUAAUUAGUAAUGUUGGACAGUGUUGUAACACUGUACUAAGUAGAAGUUUAGAAUUAGCGUGAAUGUUAACUUUCUCUGUGAGUUUGGACUGCUUACAAUUGCUGGUACCUGGUGGCAUAUAUUUUCCCUGAAGAAGUACCUAGUAACCUUAUGAAGGUAGGGAAGAUAGAUGUUCUACCAUAGCGGUCCCCAACCUUUUUGGCACCAGGACUGGUGCUCCUAUGAGAAUCUAAUACCUGAUGAUCUGAGGUGGAGCUGAGGCCGUGACGCUAGCGCUGCGGAGCAGCUGCAGAUACAGAUGAAGCUUCACUUGCCUACCACUUACCUCCUGCUGUGCAGCCCAGUUCCUAAGAGGCCAGGGACCCAUACUGGUCCACAGCCUGGGGGUUGGGGACCCCUCCUCUACCACAUUCCUUCAGUUGUGUUAUAUGUGUUCCUUUUCCUUAUCAAUUUAGAGCUCUUCUCUGGAAAAAAAAAAAAGAGAGAGAGAGACUGUUUCAUGCCUCUCUUUCUCCUCUCCUCUCCCCCUCCCUCCCUCCCUCUCUCUCUCUCUGUAUGUAAAUGUGCAAUUAUACUGGAUUUUCUCUUGUCAAAACAAAACAAAACAAAAAAAACACUACAUUUCCUUUACUUAAGCUCCUAAACUGCCAUUUGCCUGAUUCCGGCAAUUCUGAGAUAACUUACUGGGCCUCCAACAAUUCUAUUGAUUAGAUAUGGUCCCAAAAGAAAGAGCAAAAUGGACAAUGCUAUCUAUACAUGUUACGAGCUAUAAUUGCUAAAAGUAACAUGGAUUAUAGCUUACCAAAACACUAAACUUUGCUCUUGAGCAAUUAUAUAGUUUGAUGUCCUUUUAAAGAAUAAUUUAAGAAAAUCUAGGUUUUAUCAUACUAAAACUUUAUUUUGUAUAUGUAUAUGAUAAAUGUUUGCAUUUUUAAACUUACUAACAUGAAGGAUUUCCUUUAAUAUUUGAAAUGCAACUUAUUGAAACAGUAUCCAACAUAAAAUCUUAUUUCCUUGCUUUGUUUUGGAUUUAGUACUAUUUAAUAUCUGAUGACUUUUAUAUGGUAAGCCAGGGUAUAUCCUAUAUACUACACAUACAUUAGGUUUAAGUAUUUUUAUGCAGCUUCUUCAUUGUGUCACAUUUUGUUUAUAUAUCUUUAACAGAGCUCUGAUGAGAUUUCUUAAUCUUUUUUGGGGGGUGGGGGGACUAAUAGGAUUGUUCUGCCAUUUUAGAAAUCAGGGUAGAAAACAAAAUAGCUAACAAUAACUCUGGAGUCUUUGUCACUGAAAGGGUGAUCUUUAAGAGUCUAAAAAGUGGUUUUAGUCAUGCCAGUGCCAAGGAGCUCUCCUUACACCUCCAUAGUGUCACUGUUGACCUAUUUUAUAUAUUGUAAAGUUGCAGGUUCUGAAAGCAGGAAGAGUAAAUUAUGCUUUAUGUGUGCAUACUAUAUACAUGCACUGUGCUUGCCUAUGCUUCACCAAUGAAAUAUUCCAAAAGACAUACUGCUGCUCAUUCAUAGUCUGAUGUUCAUAUUUGUUAACUUUUAAAUCUAUAUUUGGUAAGAGCAUAAAAGGCUGGUUUUUAUUCUUGUCAAAAAUGAAAUAAUUUAAAGCAGCAUGGGAUAAUGAUGGUAUUUUUUUUAACCUCAUAUUAAUUCUUUGGAGGAAAAAGUGAAUGUAUGAUUUUUGAUAAUCAGCUAUAUAAAGCUUCAUAAGUUGGAUCGCUAACAACUGAAGAUGAAAUCCUGGGGAAAAGUCCAGGCAUUGUGCAGUGGGAGGAGGGGCUGGACCACAGAUGAAGGAGUUGAGGGCCCUUCAUUCCUGGAAGGCUGAAGCAGCGGGAGGACGUGAUUGACUUUUUAAAUAUCUAAUCAGGACUAGAAUUAGAGUUUAUUUUCAUUUUUGUUUUAACAAGUUCCAACUCUAUCUGAAUUCUCAAAAAUGAUCUGGCCUAAGUUAUAAAAUAGGCUGACUUUUAGAAUCACUGAAACUUGGAGAUUUCUGUGUGUUCAAGUCAAGAACAUAUCUAAAAACUAAAAAAAAUAAUAAUAAUAGGGGCAGGUAAGAUUGCUCCCAGCUCUCUUCUGCCAUUUCCAAAUAUUUGGAAACAUGCCUGUAAAUAACAUUAUGAAACUCUGAGAUAAUCAUGUAAAGGACUCAUACAGGGCAGGCUGUUGGACAUCUUUCUUUCCUGGUUCAUGAAGUAGAGUUUCCUUUUUGAAGGGUUUGUCAUGUGGCAUGAGUUCCAUUCAGGGUCAAACCCAGAUCUGCAGAGUGGAAACAGGCCAGCUAUAAAGAAUGUAAUCUCUGGACUACCCAGAUUUGUUGCUUGUCUUUCAUUUCCUUUUUAAAUACAAAGUUCUUCCUUUAGCGUUCACCUUAAAGGUGCUGCCACUCGCCAUGUCCCAACAGGAUAAGAAAACAAGUUACCAUGGAGUCCUUACAGCUUGGGAAGCUUACAUUUGAUGUACUUGUACAUGAGGUACGACAACACUGGGAAGUUGCUUUAUGGGCAGUGCAAAUUAGACUUGAAUUACUUCUUACUAGGCUAAUGCAUCUAGCCACGCCCAAGUUGCUGCAGACAUGAUGUGAUCAUUUGGAGCAAUUUCCUUUGGCCUAGGGCCACAUAGAAUGGGUUUCUGGUUAUUUGUAAACAAAGAGUAGAACUUGCUCCCAUUUUCAGAUAGGCUAGGGAAUAGAUAUAAUUAGACAGCUUUGUCAUGUAUUAUCAGAUAUUGAAAAGUUGGAAAUUUGUAUAUACUGAAAUCUACCAACUUUUAUCUAGGGUGGGGCACGAAGAAAAAGGGGUUAUGGUUAUAGUAGGGUAGCAGAGGGGGAUGAUAAUGUUUACCACAGGUACGAAG
Molecule: messenger RNA, 9266 nt
Organism: Pteropus alecto (black flying fox)
Lineage: Eukaryota; Metazoa; Chordata; Mammalia; Chiroptera; Pteropodidae
Gene: NSD3
Product: nuclear receptor binding SET domain protein 3
Exons: 26
Coding region: 666-5003 (1445 amino acids)
Biological process (GO): regulation of DNA-templated transcription
Cellular component (GO): nucleus; chromatin
Molecular function (GO): histone H3K36 methyltransferase activity
Source: RefSeq, a predicted model, not a curated record